CUGAGCUUAGGUUUGUACCUGCUUAUCUGACGGCAUGCCCAGACAUUUCGUCAUCCCGCCUAGAAAAAAAAUAGUCCAGAAAUUUGUUGAAAAUAAAGAGACUUAAAAUAAAAAACCCAUUUUUCACCCAAGUCAUUCAACGGAUCCAUGCAGCAGGCUUAACUUGUAACUGUCGCCAGAAUUUUAUCAGCAUCUGCAUCUUUUUUAUACAUGUCGAAUAAAAUAUAACAGCCAUGUCGUCAUUCUUAGAGCGAGCAUCUUCGAGCUCCAAAAUCCAAUUAGCUGCGACAGCCAUUGUCUCAGGUGUUGUGGUCGCUGGCACAAUCUUAGGCUAUCAACAUCUACAGCGAGAGGAGAGAGUAAAUCAACUGAAAGACUCGAUUCCGUCCCUAAUCGACGAGGCCGAAGUACAACGAAGGCUCAACAGUUUUGGCGGUGCCUCGAAAGCCGAUAAAGAAGAUCUCCGAAACGAAUUGCUCGCACGACGGGCUCAAGCGGGCGAUUACGACGAUGAAUUAAUCCUCGAACAACUGGCGCGUAACCGCGUCUUCCUUACCCCAGACGGCCUCGAUAAGCUUCGCAACGCUUUCGUGAUAAUCGUUGGAUGUGGAGGCGUGGGAUCCCACUGUGCGGCUGCGCUAGCACGAUCGGGCGUUUCCAAGAUUCGCCUGAUUGACUUUGAUCAGGUUACAUUGAGCUCCCUCAACCGACACGCCGUAGCUACAUUAGCCGAUGUGGGCUCACCCAAAGUUCAAUGUCUCCAAAAACGGCUGUUGGCUAUCUCUCCAUGGGUACACUUCGAUCUGCGGCAGGAGAAGUUCUGGGACCAGGCUGCCGAUAGACUACUAGAACCGUGGAAGGACGGUGGACAGAAACCCGAUUAUGUCGUUGAUGCGAUUGACAAUAUCGAUACCAAAGUCGCGCUGCUGAAAUACUGCCACGACCAUAAUCUCCCCGUAAUAUCAUCUAUGGGCGCAGGGUGCAAAAGCGACCCCACCCGAAUCAUCGUGGGCGAUAUUGGGACUAGUACGGAUGAUGGGCUAUCGAGAUCCACUCGCCGGCGCUUAAAACUGCUAGGCGUUACCAAGGGCAUCCCCACGGUGUACUCGACGGAGAAGACCGGAGAUGGCAAGGCUGAGCUGCUCCCGCUUCCCGAAGAUGAGUUUCAGAAGGGGAAGGUAGGAGAUUUAGGCGUCCUUCCAGAAUUUCGAGUGCGGAUAUUACCUGUGCUAGGAACUAUGCCGGCCGUGUUUGGGUACACGGUAGCGAACCAUGUUAUUUUAUCUGUCACAGGUUACCCGCACGAUUACAUACCGGCAAAGGGCCGUGAGAAGAUGUAUGAAGGUCUGCUGGCUGCGGUGCAGGGAGGAGAGGAGAAAGUCCUUCGACACAUGACCGGUGGCGACCCAAGUAUCACGCUGGGUCUAAAGGUGCCAAUUACAGCAGGAGACACUGCGUUCUUAGUCGAAGAGAUCUUCAAGGGUCGAAGUGCCAUAACCGGACUUACGACCCGAUUAACCCUAGUACGGUGGCGGCAGCCUACGAGUUCUAUUCUGGUGAGAAUAGGGGAAGGCGCCGACGAGCAGAAGUCAUCGAACAUCAAACUUCAUGAACUGGUUUGCAUGACCAAAGAAGAAUCGAUACGACACGAUAAAGAGGUGUUGCGUGGUGACAAAACACCUGAGGAGGUAUAUGACCCGGCUACGGUAGAGAAGGUCGAGGCGCAACUUAGAGACACAGCGAACUACGAGCAAUAUAGAUGAUUGUGAUUGUGCCGAAAUUAUGAAAUUGUAAAAACGAUGCUGUAAAACCAUAGCUCUCCUCCCUCCCCUAAAAACGCCUCAUGAGCUAAACCCCGAACUACCCUCAUACCCACUUCAAAAUACUAAACUCCUU
Molecule: messenger RNA, 1896 nt
Organism: Hypoxylon fragiforme
Lineage: Eukaryota; Fungi; Ascomycota; Sordariomycetes; Xylariales; Hypoxylaceae
Product: ubiquitin-protein ligase molybdopterin-converting factor
Exons: 3
Coding region: 234-1763 (509 amino acids)
Biological process (GO): cyclic threonylcarbamoyladenosine biosynthetic process
Cellular component (GO): mitochondrial outer membrane
Molecular function (GO): ubiquitin-like modifier activating enzyme activity; tRNA threonylcarbamoyladenosine dehydratase activity
Source: RefSeq, a predicted model, not a curated record